GUAUUGAAGCAAAAAUGCAUCUUGAAUCAUAGGCUGACUUACACUUUUUGCUUUCUCUCUUGAUUUGUAAUUAGAAGUUUCAUUCGUGCAUAUCCACCGGUCCAAAGUGAUAUUACACCAUAUGUUAACGAUUGUCGUGUGACUGUACGGCGGAUAUUUCAGACGGUAUAUAAUGUGAGUUGUUUUACAAGACUGUUGUGACGCAAUUCAAAAGAAAACUUCGGAAUGAUGUCAAACACAAGCAUUUAUGACAAGUUGUGGGAUGAUAGUAUUUGGUUCCCCGUUCGAUUUCAUCACGAGGAUGGAUCUGUUGACACCGCAUUGGGCUGGUCACAAUUGGUGAACAAACCCGGUACCAACACAUAUUAUCCAAAAGUCCACGACCUUCACUUUGGAAUUCUGGUCGGCGUCGUCUUGGUGAUAAUAAGAUACGUUCUAGAAACGCUGCUGAUAAUACCCCUGGGAUACAAGUUAGGGAUAAAGAAAAAGAAGUUAGUAUACGUGAAUGCUAUACCUUCCCUUGAAGAAGUUUACAAGACGAAGAAAAAGCCAGAUGACAAACAGUGUAUGGGCUUGUCAAAGCAGCUGGACAUGCCCCUUAGACAAGUGCAAGUUUGGUUCAGAAACAAAAGGAACAAUGACCUGACACCACCAAUUAAAAAGUUUUGUGAUAAUGCAUGGUCAUUCUUAUUUUACACGUGUUCAUUUAUUUAUGGGGCGACAAUUCUUUGGAAUAAGUCAUGGAUAUGGAGAACAAAAGACUGCUGGACCAACUGGCCAAAGCAGCACGUGACGACUGACCUAUACUGGUACUACACCGUGGAGCUGGGGUUCUACUGCAGUCUGCUCUUUACAAUAUUCACAGAUCAUAAGCGAAAGGACUUUAAGGAAAUGACAAUGCAUCAUCUUGCCACCAUUAGCCUGCUCUACUUUUCCUGGUUGGUCAACUUUGUCCGUAUGGGAAGCUUUGUACUCAUCAUCCACGACAUUGCAGACCCCUGGUUAUCGCUCGCCAAAAUGGGAAUUUAUCUGAAAUGGGACUGGUUAAAGAACGGUGCAUUUGGAUUAUUUGUAAUACUGUGGUUUAUUACAAGGACCUUCGUAUUUCCAGGCUGGCUCAUUUACUCCACCGCCAUUGAAAUAUUCCACUUCAUCGAUGAGCCGUUUUUCGUGUACUACUUCGUUAACGUAUUCCUGCUCAUUCUGCAAGUGUUAAGCCUGUUGUGGUCCUGGUCGAUAGGGAAAAUAAUCUACAACACUCUGUUCGCCGGAGGGGCUGAAGAUAUUCGGAGUGAUACUGAAGAGGGCGAUAGUCUCAGUAGCAAUGGCGACUUGACCCAGAACGGGACAACCAAUGGUGUUGAUGGUAGUGUCACGUCUGCUGACACAAUCGGACAUGUUAAUGGAGCAAAUGCUACUUCUAAAGUAUCGAACAAUGGAGUGAUCAGUUAGAUGCUUAUGAAAUUUAGAUGUAGAAUAUGGACGAAUGGAAUGAAAAAGCAUGAACAUCAGGGUCUGAACUAGGAGUGGUUUUUAAAUUGUCGGUCCCAUGCUAAACCAAAUACAUGUAUGAUGGUUAGUGGAAUUUUAUGAUAUGUUGUGUGAAAACAUUUAGGGUCAUAUACAUCACCAUAGUAAUAAUUUGUGCAGUUAAACAACAUAAAAACCUCGAUCAACGACAAAGGAAUGGUGGUUAUAGAGUAGAGAUUGACAUAAAUAAUGUGUUUCAAAAAUAGUUCCAUUAGGAAUGACUGAAGAAGAUCACUAUUAGUACAAAUAUAAACAAUACUAGGCUACACAUCUGAAACCAAUACUUGCUUAUAGAAGAAUGUUUACUUCAAUUGCUGCAAUUUGCAUAAUGUGUCAAAAUAACGAGAGCUGUGUUCACUGGAAAUACUCAGUUGAAGUUGGACUGCCGUAUUUAUGACUUAUGUAAGAUAUGCAAACCCGUUUUUGCUUCCAGUAUCUCGAGUGUAAUAUUUCAUUUUUUAUGUUUUGACUUGACAAUUAAGGCAAUUUGAUUUAUUAAUUGCACGAAUAUCGGUGAAAAUUCAUGUCUGAAUUCAUUGAUCUUACAAUAUGUUAUCGUACACUCGUGUAAGAGGAUUUAACCGUAUAUAUUAAUGUUGUUUUAAUGUUGUUUUAUUAUCAAGUGCAUGCCACUUGUACGAAUUAUGCUGCAAAGGCUUUCCCAAGAUCAGGGUGCUUUUUUGUUGCCAAUAUUUCUUUAUAUAAUUUACGUGUUUUUUUUUAAAUACUGUCAAUUUUUAACAUUCCAAAAAUAACUUAACGCAAGAGGUGUUUUUUUAAGAAUUGUGCUUUUAAAAGCGUUGUGGAAUCGACGCCAAGAACAUUUCACAUACUCGCGUGCUUAAAAUACUGCUUUCUUCACUAAUAUACUACAUCAUUUUAACGUUCAAUUAAUUUCGAUCUUUUUAGAUUAGUUGUUGUAUAUUGAUAUUACAAAAUAUUUGCCUUGCCAUUUCUUGUCACUUUGUUUUAAAUUAUUUUUUUUAGAUUUUUACUUAAUUUAACUUCGAAACUUAUAUUUAACCAUUAUAUAUAAUUGUACAAGCAUGUCAAUGUUCAAAUAUGUUUUGAAUUGGUAAUAAAAAGAAAGUACA
Mya arenaria is the source of this 2624-nucleotide messenger RNA. RefSeq names its product ceramide synthase 4-like. Lineage: Eukaryota; Metazoa; Mollusca; Bivalvia; Myida; Myidae. Gene Ontology annotation, cellular component: membrane. Gene Ontology annotation, biological process: ceramide biosynthetic process. The record is from RefSeq and is a predicted model, not a curated record. Gene Ontology annotation, molecular function: DNA binding; sphingosine N-acyltransferase activity. Bases 226 to 1452 code for a protein of 408 amino acids. The transcript is spliced from 11 exons.